AUGGAUGUAAACGGUUAUUCUCUUAGUGAUUGGAUGAAGAACUGCACCAAGCUUUGGGAGCUGUUUUCUUCGACCUUCAAAUACCGCGAAGCGUGUGAUGUGAAUCAAACGAUGUAUGAAGAAUUCGUCAAUGCAGCCGCCAUUACUAUACCCGCCAAUAAGUCGAAUUUCUGGGAUGGUUGGGGCAUUUACGACACCGUACACGCCUAUGCCAAAGAAGGAAGAAGGGCGUGGUCACUCGAAUAUACACUUGUUGGAUACCUGAUCAAUAAUCUUAAGUUCUGUGGCCAGAAGAAUGAAACGGGUUUUAGGUACGACUCUUGUCCUGGGAUGGAUGAGUGUGGGUUCGCAACCGGAUGUGCUGAUGCAUUCUGGGCGGAGGCCUCUGUAUAUUUUGCAAAGCAAGCAAAGGGGCAUGUUCGUGUUCUCUUUGACAGCAACCGUGAGGGUGGUGCAUUUCAAAAUGAAAAUAGCUACUUUGCUCAGUUCGAGUUAAUCAACAUGCGACCAGAGGCCGUGGAUAAUGUGAACAUUUACCUCAUCACGAUGGUUGACCAAGAAACAGGGGAUAAUUGCAGUUCAUCGUCUAUUCAACAACUCACCACUAUCUUAACGCAGAGGGGUAUUUCAUACACAUGCCAUGAUCAGCCAAGGGAUGUACUACAUUUGCUCUGCACAGAUGAAAUCGCAUCGGAAGUGUGCCUUCUCCAAAAGGAUAUCCUCGAAUCGCCAACAGAUGUCGCCCUCCCGUUAACCACUGGUUCAGCAUCACGAACGCGGAGCACGAUAGGAGUUGGUUGCCAUGCAUUUAUAGUGAUUUCUAUUUAUAUCUUACACAGUAUUUUACACUACACGUAACAUUGAAUCAAUUUUAUUGGUUGUUUAUCAUUGGUUGUACAGGAUGUGCCAAUCUGCAGAGUAUCAGAUCAUUAUUGGAUUAUACACUGUAAAUUCUGAGGUGUUAACAUGGUCAAUGUGUCCCAAAGAUGACCACACCUUGAGGUGUAUUACACCCCAGAGAUUGAAUCUAACACCUAAGUAUGUCAAAGUAAACUGGUGUUGAAAGAACAUAAAAAAAUCAACACUGGAGAAGAAUGACCUGUGUAAUCUUCUACACAAAUCAACACCUCGAUUUUGUAGUGUAGUAUAAAAUCCGCAGUAUUAAAGCAAGCAAGAUCAAGUAAAUCAAAUUGAUUGUUUAAAGACUGGGGCAGAUUAACCCCCUCUCCCCCUCGGCAUUAUUCGCGAAAAAUAUGUAACGCAGAAAGGUGGCCCAAGGCGGGCCGUGACUUUUUUUCUUUCAAGCCUUUCGAAACUGAAUUACGAGACCAACUUUGAGACCCAAUGUUCGCUGUCCUGAAUUACACAACAUGUCAUUAGAACAUGUCAGACCCCAAAUGGCUAAAAACAUUAAUUCUUGUGGAAAUCCAAUGCAUUUUGUUGGGUUUUUUAAAGGCGAAAUUCAUAAAUGUAUCAUCAUAUUUUUACUUUUACUGAUUAAACUCAACUGAUUCCCCAGUCUUCUUAUGCGUCAAAAUAGCCCAGUCUUUUAGGGUGAUUUUUUUUAGGUAGUUGGUAGACAUUUGUCAUAAUGUUGCAAAGGCUCGUCAACAAAAUCAUACCGGACCUCGUGAAUGUUAUACUAUCUGUUUCAUACCUGCAUAAAUGAUAUUCAUUGACUUUUACAUCAAAACAAAAUGUAGAUCAUCCAAAUCCGACCAGACAUUAAUGAAAUGGAACAAAGAGGAUUUCUUUAUCACCCCACCCUCACAACCCACAUACGCACAUCGAAGUACCGAAUCGAUCAUGGACCUAUUACGAAUAGGUCCAUGAAUCGAUGUAACAUAAUAGUAGGCCUAUCGUAUCAAAAUGUUAAUCAAUACUCGAUGUAAGAAUGAUAUAUUUCAUCAUAUUUGUAAUAUAAUCUUGCUUGAGCUAUUGGAAUUUUUUUUGUUUCAAUAUGCUCAGCGAGUUCUUGAUACAGAAUAAAAUUCUGCGGAGUCAAAUAGAGUAGAGUCAGGUAGGGAGUCAACUCUGAUUCGGGUCAAAGUGACUGAUGUCCUAGGUUACUCUGCUAUGUGUUGAGUCAUUUUCCUUUUGCCAUUAAGAGCCAAAUUACUUCGGAAUCCUAGUCACUUUAACUCGGAAUGGUCUUGACUCCCAACUGACUCCAUUUCAAGUCAGUCAAAGUUGCCCUACUGGAAACAACAGUGUACCAGUGUGUUCACAGUGUGGAACACAAUGUGAAAUCACUUUCACACCGUUGAAUCCGAGCAUUUCAACAGUGUGAAUCACAUAUUCACAUAGUCGACCAUGUGAAUACGCUGUGGUCAGUCACACUGUCGAGGUUUCCACAGAGUGAAAAUAUCUUCACACUGUGGACAUCAAGCAUUUUAACAGUGUGAAUAAUAAUUUCACAUAGUCCACCAUGUAAACACAUAUUCUAAAGUCGGUUUAGUUCAAACUCUGGCUUAAAGUUGCGGUCUAACUAUGGAUGGCCAACUGUGGCAUAAAUCUCAAGGCUCAAGCUCAUUUGACUCUCAACUCAUUCUUAACUGUCUGAGAACGAUAAAUAAGAUUAUCUUCAUCAUGAAAGAAGUGAGAAAGAGUACAGUAAAAUGAGAACAUGUCAUGUAAAAAAUAUAUAUUGUUGGCUUUCCAUAGCGCAAAGUUAGACCUUGGGUCUAACUCUUCAGAAUACGGACCAUUGUGGUCAGACUGUGCGACACUCUGUUCUUUCCAUCAGGGUGACAACAGUUUAGAACUAUGGAAAUUAUUUGAUUCUAUUGGCUGAUGGUAAACUUGUUGUAAAAAUUAUUCGCUUGGGAUUAAAACAAGUAUAUAAUACACAUCUUUAUGAAACGGGACAAGACAAAGAUUGUUGAAUUGAUUCACUAUAAUCAUGAUAAUACAUGACUUCGCUGUUGAUUGUUUCAACUGAAAUGACCACAGUUCAUCGUGCAAAAUUGUUUGAAAUUAUAUUAAAUAUAAUUGAAAUUUUAAAAAGGGCCUUUGGGUAAAGGGUUAACGCAAAGGCCCUUUUUAAAAUGUAAUUUUAACAUGGAGUUUAGAGGUGUUUUUGCACUGUACAUGCACGAAAUUCUGAGGCGAAAGAAAAUCUAUUUUGCAGGCACAAUUUCAGUGUCUGAUGAUUUUUGUGAUUCUGUCAUUGGCUGUCUUUAUGAAUAUAGAUUGUAUCGUAUGUUAGGUAACCAGGUCAAUAUCUAUAUGAAAUUUCUUUGAUUCAAUUUCUAUCACAUGUAUAUAUCUUGUUACGUUAAAUGGUAAUAUUUACCGUGAUUAUCUGUACAUUUUAAACACACACAACGAUGACGUUGCAAUGACGUAUUAUAGCAUUCAGGUGAAAUGUUUUGUAUGUUCUAUCAAAUAAGCUUUCUAAGAAAAUUAAAUCGUAUUUAGGAAUCAUCCGUUUUCGUAUUCUGCAACAUGAUGUGUAUGUAUUUCCAUUUUUUUACUGUUUGUUAUUUUACAAUUCCUUAGCAAUGAUGACCACAUAAAUAUUUUCCAACAAAUUAGAGCAUAUUAUUUCGUUCGACUGUUAAUUCACCCCAACUCCCCCCACACACAACACACACACAUACCCACACGCACCCUCACACAAUGAAAACAUUCAUUUCAGCAGUCUACAGAUAUGAGCAAUGAUCACGUGUGUUGUCAUUGAUAAAGAAGGCUAACAUUUGAGUGUAUGUGUAAUAUUGAUAAAGGGCAUUAGUUCUAAGAAUAAUUAUCCAUGGAGUGAAGGUAAUGAGCCGGAAAGUGUGUUUUUUAUCAUGCAUGUGGUAUGUUAAAAAUCAGGCCGACGGGAUAUUCAUGAAGUUCGGUGACUGAAAAGUAUGAUGUUUCACAUUAAAAAUUACAAAAAAUAGAAGUUUGUAGAUAAUUGUUGAAGCUCUCACCCGGUCCCUAGCCCAUGCUGCGACAUUGAAUAGGUGUUAAACACCAGAGAAAAUCAUACUAUGGGCCUAUAUAGUGAAACCGUCGGGACAAAAUUAGGAAGCAAAAUAAUGCAUGUAUUACCUGUAAUUGGACAAUAAUGAUAAUAUUGAAUCAUACAUUUUCUUAGUUUUAACUGUAUAUUGUUUGGAAUAAAAUUAGGAAGCAAAACAGUACAUAUUAUAUUCCCUGUAAUUGGACAAUAAUAAUGUUAAUGUUAGUUUUAUUAGGUUUUAUGGCUUUUAACUCUUAAUAUUAUAUUGGUAGAUUACAAAUAAGUUAAUUCAAAUACAUGGUUCGCAUUUCGUUCGUACACUGCAAAAACGCCGGUGUUAAUUUAACACCAACCUGGUAUCUAUAUCGGUCCACACCAGAGAGGUGUUGAAACAACACCGGUUUGGCGUUAGGCUAACACCAAUAUAUAAGCAACACCAAUUAGUGUGAAACGAAUAUCGGCUUGAUUCUUAACUGGGGUUGUUUCAACGCUUCUCUGAUGUGGACCAAAAUAGAUACCGGGCCGGUGUUAAAUCAACACCGGUGUAUUUGCAGUGUAUUUUAGCACAGUUUUAUUAUUGAUUUCAUUAAGUGAAGUUUUAGAUAAAGUAGUUGUUGUACCUUCAUGUAGUUGUGUAUUCUGCAUUGAAAAUGGCCUAAUCAGCCCUAAUGGAAAGAACAGUGUCCCACAGUGUGUGUCAUAGUAUGUUCACAGUGUGGAAUACAAUGUGAAAUCAUCUUUACGCUGUUAAAUUUCAGCAUUAUUUCAGUAGUGUGAAUCACAUAUUCACAUAUUGUGAACACGCUGUGAACAGUCACACUGCCGAGGUUUCCACAGUGGGAAAAUACUAUACACACUGUUGAAUUUGAGCAUUGUAACAGUGUUGUAUUUUCACAUAGUCCACACAUAGUCCACACUGUGAACACACUGUGAUCACAUUGUGAUCACACUUUGAACACACUGUGAUCACACUGUGAACACAUUGUGAAACACACUUUGAACACACUGUGAACACAAUGUAAACACACUGAACACACAGUAAACACACUGUGAACACACUGUAAACACACUGUGAACACACUGAAAACACACUGUAAACACACUGUGAACACACUGUAAACACACUGUGAACACACUGUAAACACACUGUGAACACACUGUGUUCUUUCAAGCAGGGAGGGCUGACCUUAUAUUGACCACGAGGAAUGAGGGCAUGUUUUCUAUCCAAAAGAGAAGAUAAUCAACAAUGACAAAACACUUUUUAACGACCUUUAAAAAAGUGGGCCUCAGGCCUACUUAUAUUUUAGGCGUUUGAUUGAACGCGAUUGUGUAAUUGUAUACAGGUAACGCAAAGCAGCUGGAUCGCACGUAAUCAUUAUGUAAAUAUGAAAUCGAUUUAUAUCAGUAUUUAGAAUGAAUUACUGUAUUUAUGGUGUCGGGUUCCUAUAUAUAUGCUAAAUGAUUUUAUCAAGAUAUACUCUGUUAAAAUAUAGUUCUGUCUGGCCAUUCGAAAAUAGGUGUUCGUUUUAUUAUGUUCGUAAAUGUCUAUAUUUAUCAUUUAUGAAAAGAUUAAAGUUAUAGGGGCCAGUAGAA
Messenger RNA from Lytechinus pictus (painted urchin), 5542 nucleotides. RefSeq names its product ADP-ribosyl cyclase/cyclic ADP-ribose hydrolase-like. Gene Ontology annotation, molecular function: NAD+ nucleosidase activity; phosphorus-oxygen lyase activity. Lineage: Eukaryota; Metazoa; Echinodermata; Echinoidea; Temnopleuroida; Toxopneustidae. The record is from RefSeq and is a predicted model, not a curated record. Gene Ontology annotation, biological process: positive regulation of B cell proliferation. The transcript is spliced from 7 exons. Bases 1 to 858 code for a protein of 285 amino acids. Gene Ontology annotation, cellular component: plasma membrane.